CCCGAACCCCCCCCCAUGACCCCCCUUUGGCCUCCCGCCAUCGGGGGCAGUCUCGGGGCCCCCGUGCAAGCCCCGCCCCUCCGGUGCAAGCUCCGCCUCCCUUCAGUACAAGCACCGCCCCCCGCUCCACCUCCCCGGGAGACAAGUGUGGCAGAGAGGCCGCCGCGCCGCCAGGCGGCGCACUCCCGCCUCCGCGCCCCCCCCUCCCCCUUUGUGAUUGGCACUGCGGAUAGCCAAUGGGAGAGGUGGAAAAUUCCAGAAGCGAGAGGGGGCUCGCGCCAAUGGGCGGCCAGCGCCGGCAGUCGCGACCAACCGGCGCGCGGGGGCGGGCCCUUCCGCUGGCUUCCGGCGGGGAGGCGGGGCUGGAGGGAGGCGGGCACCGCUUUCCCUGUCGGCCAAUGGGGAGGCGGGACUACAGCCGGCGGCCAAUGGAAGUGCGCGCGGGGGCGGGCGGGCGGAGCCGGCGGCCAAUGGGGCCCGGGAGGGCGGGGCGCGAGGUUUCUAGCAGCUUCCAGAAGGCGGCGCGUUAGCGGCGGGAGCGGAGCGAGCCGGGCCGCCAUGGAGGAGGCACAGGAGCUGAAGGAGCGGGGGAACCGGGCGCUGGCGGCGGGGGACGUGGUGGGGGCCGUACGCCAUUACACGGCCGCCAUCGCCCUGGAUGGCCACAACCACGUCCUCUUCAGCAAUCGCUCGGCUGCCUACGCCCGUCAGGGUGACUACGCCCGCGCCCUGGCCGAUGCUUGCCGCACCCUUGAGCUGCGCCCCGACUGGGCCAAGGGGUACUCACGCAAGGCGGCGGCGCUGGAGUUCCUGCAUCGCUUCGAGGAGGCCAAGGCGGCUUACGAGGAGGGGCUGAAGCACGAACCGGGCAACGCGCAGCUGAAGGAGGGGCUGAGGGGGGUGGAGGCACGGCUGGCUGAGCGAAAGCUGCUGAACCCCUUCAGUGUGCCGGACCUGUACGGGCGGCUGGAGGGGGACCCCCGAACCCGGGCGCUGCUGGGGGACCCUGAGUACCGGCGGCUGCUGGAGCAGCUGCGCAGCCACCCGGCCCAGCUGGGCACGAAGCUGCAGGACCCCCGGGUGAUGACGACCCUGAGCGUGCUGUUGGGGGUUGACCUGAGCGGGGCCGAGGAAGAGGAGGAGGCCCCUUCCCCACCCCCUCCACCCCCUCCCCAGCCCCCUGCCCAGCCCCCCCCACCCCAGGAGCUCCCCGAAAACAAGAAGGAGGCACAGAGGGAGAAGGAGCUGGGCAAUGCCGCCUACAAGCGGAAGGAGUUCCCCACCGCCCUGGCUCACUACACACGUGCUGAGGAGCUGGACCCCACCAACAUGACCUAUGUCACCAACCAAGCAGCCGUCUACUUCGAGACGGGUGACUACAACCGGUGCCGAGAGCUGUGUGAAAAAGCCAUCGAGGUGGGGCGGGAGAACCGGGAGGACUACAGGCAGAUUGCUAAGGCGUACGCUCGCAUCGGGAACUCCUAUCUGCGGGAGGAGCGGUACAAAGACGCCGUGAACUUCUACAACAAGUCGUUAGCUGAGCAUCGCACGCCUGAUGUGCUCAAGAAGUGUCAGCAGGCAGAGAAGAUCUUAAAGGAGCAGGAGCGGUUGGCCUACAUUGACCCUGACCUGGCGCUGGAGGAGAAGAAUAAAGGCAACGAGUGUUUUCAGAGAGGGGAUUACCCCCAGGCCAUGAAGCACUACAGCGAGGCCAUUCGCCGCAACCCCCACGAGGCUCGGCUCUACAGCAACCGCGCCGCCUGCUACACCAAGCUGCUCGAGUUCCCUCUGGCCCUCAAGGACUGCGAGGAGUGCAUCCGCCUGGAGCCCUCCUUCAUCAAGGGCUACACCCGGAAGGCGGCGGCGCUGGAGGCCAUGAAGGAUUACAGCAAAGCCAUGGACGUCUACCAGCGCGCCCUCGACCUCGAUGCCACCUGUAAGGAGGCCGGGGAGGGCUACCAGCGCUGCCUGCUGGCGCAGUACAACAGGCAGGACACCCCCGAGGAGGUGAAGCGCCGUGCCAUGGCCGACCCCGAGGUGCAGCAGAUCAUGAGCGACCCUGCCAUGCGCCUCAUCCUGGAGCAGAUGCAGAAGGACCCCCAGGCCCUCAGCGAGCACCUGAAGAACCCCGUCAUCGCCCAGAAGAUCCAGAAGCUGAUGGACGUGGGGCUGAUCGCCAUCCGGUGACGUCACCCCCCUGUCCCCCCCCCCAGGGACCCCCGACCCCCUGGGGACACGGGUGUGGGGGGUCCCAGGGGGGUCGGGGGGUGCUGCCCCUCCCACCCCCCCAUCUUGUGUUGGUUGUGGGGGGCCGUGACCCCCAAUAAAGAGCGGAGCAGUU
Messenger RNA from Aquila chrysaetos chrysaetos, 2341 nucleotides. It is a transcript of the gene STIP1, whose product is annotated as stress induced phosphoprotein 1. The record is from RefSeq and is a predicted model, not a curated record. Lineage: Eukaryota; Metazoa; Chordata; Aves; Accipitriformes; Accipitridae. Gene Ontology annotation, molecular function: Hsp90 protein binding.